AUGAUUGGAACAACCAGUCUUCGAGAAUCCAUUGAUCCUGCAUUAACAAGACCAGGUCGACUCAAAGUUAGCAUAAAAUUUCAACUGCCAAAUCGGGAUGACAGAACGAAAAUUUUUGAUAUUUACACAAAGCUCAUGUUACAGCAUCAUCUAGUAGAACAGAACAUUGAUAUUGAAAGAAUUAUUUGCGAUACACACGGCUUGACGGGGGCUCAUAUUGAACAACUAGUACGAAUAGCAAUAAAUAAUGCCUUAAGAAGAGGUGUAAUGGCACGUGAAACGCUGGAUGUGGAUGAAACAUCAGCAGAACAAAUACGAAUUAAUAAUUCUGAUUUUACAAACGCAUUACGAAAAGCACGAUCAAUGGUACAUGGUUUUUGCAAAGAAAAGGAACAUGAUUAA
Didymodactylos carnosus is the source of this 402-nucleotide messenger RNA. NCBI's taxonomy places the organism in Eukaryota, Metazoa, Rotifera, Eurotatoria, Philodinida, Philodinidae. The record is from the annotation of a GenBank genome assembly.